Messenger RNA from Anolis sagrei ordinatus, 5140 nucleotides. RefSeq names its product xylosyltransferase 2 (gene XYLT2). Gene Ontology annotation, biological process: chondroitin sulfate proteoglycan biosynthetic process; heparan sulfate proteoglycan biosynthetic process. Gene Ontology annotation, molecular function: protein xylosyltransferase activity. NCBI's taxonomy places the organism in Eukaryota, Metazoa, Chordata, Lepidosauria, Squamata, Anolidae. Gene Ontology annotation, cellular component: membrane. The record is from RefSeq and is a predicted model, not a curated record.
CGCGCCCUGCGUGCUCGCUCCCGCAGGCUGCAGGCUGCUCGCUUUGCUUGCCUCCGUCGCUCUCUCUCUCUCUCUCUCUCUCUGACUGUCURUCCGUCCUUCCCUCCUUUCCGCUCUCUCUCUCUCUCUCUCUCUCUCUUGCUCUUCCUACCCCCUCCGCCUCCCCUUUGCUGUUGCUCCCUCUCCCUCCCUCCCUCCCUCCCUCUCGUCUCUCUUGGCAUGAAGAUGGUGGCCAGCGUCCGGGUGCAGAAGCUAGUCCGCCGGUAUAAGCUGGCGAUCGCCACGGCGCUGGCCAUCCUGCUCAUCCAGGCCCUGGUGGUGUGGAGCUUCAGCAGCCUCGAGGAGGAGGAGGACCAGGGCGAGGCCCGGCAAAAGAAGGCCCAGCUACUUGAAAACAGUGAAAGCUCCAAAGAUUCGGACAGCUCCGCAGGCCGAAGGGGUGGCUUGAACAGGAAGCAUGGCCGAUGGAAGAAUCGGCCAGACAGCCCUGGGGUCCUGGUCACCAAGGUAGUGCGGGCAGUCACAGUGAAGCACAAGCCUGGGCACAGGUUGCCCGUCUACUUGGACUCCUCCAGCCAAAGGAACCUGAGUGAUCUCAGAGGGGAUGCUCAGAUGGCAGUUUUCCAGCAAGGAGACACCGGCAGCGUUGAAGGAGCACCUCAGCCCACUGAAAACAACUUCACUCCCAAGUGCGAGAUCAUGGGCAAGGAUGCCUUGUCCGCCUUAACCAGGGCCAGCUCGAAGCAGUGUCAGCAGGAGAUUGCCAACGUGGUGUGUCUUCACCAAGCUGGGAAGCUGAUGCCACGUUCUGUGCCUCGGCAGUGCCAGCUCUCAGGGAAAGUUAGCCCAGUGAUCCAGUGGGAUGACAGCAGGAUGCUCCAGGCCUCUGUCAGCCAGCCAGUCCGGAUCGCCUUCAUGCUGGUGGUCCAUGGGCGAGCCAUCCGCCAACUGAAGCGCCUCAUCAAGGCCGUGUACCACCAGCAACAUUUCUUCUACAUCCACGUUGACAAGCGUUCUACCUACCUGCACCGUGAAGUGGUGGAGAUGGCCCAGCACUAUCCCAACAUCCGGGUCACACCUUGGCGAAUGGUCACCAUCUGGGGUGGAGCCAGCUUGCUGAAGAUGUACCUGCACAGUAUGAAGGACCUGCUGGAAAUGACAGACUGGACUUGGGACUUCUACAUCAACCUCAGUGCCACAGACUACCCUACCAGGACCAAUGAGGAGCUGGUGACUUUCCUAUCAAAAUACCGAGACAAGAACUUCCUCAAGUCUCAUGGCCGAGAUAAUGCCAGGUUCAUCAAGAAGCAAGGCCUAGACCGGCUCUUCCAUGAAUGUGACUCUCACAUGUGGCGACUGGGGGAGAGGCAGAUCCCAGAGGGCAUCGUGGUGGAUGGUGGCUCAGAUUGGUUUGCCCUCACUCGCAGCUUUGUGGAGUACGUGGUCUACACCAGCGACCGGCUAGUCUCCCAGUUGCGGCAGUUCUACACAUACACACUUCUCCCAGCAGAGUCCUUUUUCCACACUGUUCUGGAGAACAGCCAUGCCUGUGAGACCUUGGUAGACAACAACCUUCGUGUGACUAACUGGAACCGCAAGCUGGGCUGCAAAUGCCAGUACAAGCACAUUGUAGACUGGUGUGGCUGCUCACCGAAUGACUUCAAACCACAAGACUUCCUGCGACUGCAGCAACUCUCCAGACCCACGUUCUUUGCCAGGAAGUUUGAAUCGACCAUCAAUCAGGAAGUGCUAGAGAUCUUGGACUCUCACCUCUACGGUAACUACCCACCUAAUACGCCAGCCCUCAAGGCCUAUUGGGAAAGUGUCUAUGACCGCGUGGAUGGGCUGAGUGGGCUCAGCGACGUCACCCUCACUGUGUACACAUCCUUCUCCAGGCUGGGCCUACAGAAAGCGAUGUCUACGCCAACACAGAAAGAGGAGAAAUUCUGCAGAUUUGAGCCACAGGGCUUCCCAUCAAGUGUGCACCUCUAUUUCUAUGAUGACCAUUUCCAAGGUUACUUGGUGAAUCAGGAAGUACAGAACUCGGUAACCCAGCAGGCAGAAUCUCUAGAAAUAUGGAUGAUGCCCCGGGGGACUCUCAAGCUGGCAGGGCGCACCAGGCAAACAAACCGUUUGCAACAUCUUGAGGUAGGAACUGAGUGGGACCCCAAGGAGAGGAUCUUCCGCAACUUUGGUGGAUUGAUUGGACCUUUCGAUGAACCCGUGGCAAUGCAGAAGUGGGCGCGGGGGCCCAACCUCACAGCCACUGUGGUUUGGAUUGACCCUGCUUACGUCAUUGCCACAUCUUACGACAUCACAGUGGAUGCAGAGGCAGAGUUCACACAGUACAAACCACCCCUCAACCGGCCUCUCCGUCCAGGCGUGUGGACCAUCCGCCUCCUUCAGUUCUGGGAGCCCCUAGGGGAAAGCCAAUUCCUGGUAGUCCCACAAACUUUCAACCACAAACAGCCUCUCAGGAAAGAUGACGGCAAGUGGCUGCAUGCUGGCCCUCCCCACAAUGAGUAUAUGGAACAGAAUUUCCAGGGUCUUGCUGGGAUCUUGAGCUUACCUCGUCUGGACGAAACUGGGAGAGCCUCCCAUCAUCACAUGCAGCUGGUUGGCCAUGCUCUGGAAAACUGGACGGACAGCAGUAUUAGCAACUUCUGGUCAGUGGCCAGCCUCUGUGUGGCAAGUCCAUCCAGCUGCUCCACCCUGGAACUCUGUAGCAAAACUUCCUGGAGUUCACUGUCCCCAGACCCCAAAUCAGAACUGGGGGCCAUCAAGCCUGAUGGGCGGCUGAGGUAGCAGGGGCAGCCAGCAGCACACUGUUCGGAUUGAGAAAGCAUUGCUCCCCACUCACAACGGGUGUGGGGUGAUCAAUUCUGCCCUUUCCUCUCCACAGGGAGACCUCUUGGCUCAGACAUCAUACUAUGAAAGGGUGCCAAUCUCAUGUGGGUGAACCCAAGAAAGGGAUCUUUAAUGAAGCAGAAAGCAAACUUGCCCAUUGGAGACUCAAUGAUGGUGCAGAGAUCCCAUCCACCAAUCUCAGGAUUGAAGAGAGAGAAGAUAUGGAUGUGGGGAGCUUGUGUAUUUAUGAAUCCAAGCUUUGGAAACUCUCUAGUCUGGCCAGUUGGCUGACAGCUUCCUGGCUUGAACACAUUUCAGCCAGCAAGCAAGCCCUUCUUGUCUGUGGACAAUGUUCUGCAAAACCAGGACUCUUUGUUCCCAUGUGGUUGCUGGCAGAGGAUUCUGGGAAAUGGCAGGGUGGGGUUGCAAGGAGAAUACGGGAAACCAGGCUGCUGCUGACUGCAUCUGGAUCUUUUGUGCAGCGAAUGUUGGCUUGACAGGCACGUUUCCCAUCCUCCCACGCCAUCCUUUUUGUCCUUAUUUUUUAUGUGUCUGUAUGUAUAUGAAAUGGAUAAUGAAAACAGAGUGCAAUAGAGUCCACAGUCACCCUGCUAUCCUCUCCCCCACCUUUCAUCUCAGUAUUUCUCAUUUUUCUUUGCCACUGUAAGAUGACCCGGUCCUACUUGAUUCUGUUAGUGGUGGGAACUGGGGGGAUAGCUGGGUUCCCUCCACAUGGUGCUGCGUGUUUGGAUCUUGCUGCUGACAUUUAUGAAAGAUUCUCUAUCUCUCCCCCUCUAAUUGCAAAUUGGAGCUAUUCCUGCCACUUGGGCCCCUGGCAACUGUACCAAGGAUCCUUUUUAAUGGAGCUGCCAAUUGUGCCAAACCUACAAACCUGCUAAUGACCCCAGCAUACUUAUCAUAAACAUCACUCUCAGUCUUGUGUGUGUGUAUGUCCUUCUCCUUUUCAUCCUGCAGCCUGGCAUAUUCAUGCAUUAGUAGUGUCUUGCAGAGUUAAGUGAAUGCUCCUGUCUGCCCCAUCCAGAAAUCCUCAAACCAGAUAGUGUGGAAUCUGAGGUUAAAAUGUGUUGUUGGAUUGCUGGUCAUCCAUUGUUUGUUUGCAUCUGUUGCCAUGCUGAUCUAAUCUGACCUGUGUCACCCCUUCCCCUGAUGGUUGCAACCCCCAAUUUCAUAUUGAACUCUGCCAAACAAGUUAAGUGGGCAUCAUUUGUGAUUCUACCCAUGUAUGUGUGUACACACACAUACAUUUCGUUUUUUGGAGAAUCUAUCCCUCUGUGAUUGUAUGCGUCCUGGCCAAAAAUGGUAUUUCCAUCCAUUUUGAGAGAACUUACCUGUAAUGAAUGUUGUCUACUGUCCAAUCAUCUUUUUCGCCUGCUCUGAUCCUUCAGGUGCAUCCCACUAUGCUAAGUGAACCACUCCCAGUUGAACUGGGGACAACCAUGUCUGGGCUUCUGUGUCUUCUUUCCUAAUUGUUGUUACAAAACAAACACGUGAAGACAAAAUGCUCUCCUUUGGAAUAUAUUUUAUAUUUAUUGUGUGCCAUAUCAAGAUUAAGGACAGGACCCAAGGGGAAGUUGUGGCCCUCCAGAUGUUUCUGGACGCUAACUCCCAUCAGCUCCAACAAGUAUGGCUAGAAGUCAUGAGCAAUGGGAGUUAUAGACCAGCAACACCAGGGAGGCACAUAUUCUCAACUGCUAAUUCAGAUGAUUUGGGAUGAAGCAGGGAGAGGUUAUGGCUGCUUCUGAAAGCAUUUUAGAAGCAUUUUCUCCUCCCUUCCCCCCAAUUUGAAAUGCACCCUGAGGGUCAGAGUUCUGAAACAAUCUCAGCAGGAUUUUAAGAAUGUUCUGGUCUCAGGGUUGUGUCUGAGCCUUUCCAGAGAAUGGCCUUCCCUGCCUUGAUUGGCUAUUGGUUUUCCUUCCUCUUGGAUUAGAAGUGCAGAUCACAUGGGAUCUCCAGUGUUAAAAGUUCUGAUUUAUAGGAGCUGUGCUGGUGCUAAACAAACUAAGAUGCGGGUUGCCAAACCCAUUGCACAGCUGAUUGGGACCAGUCCCUCACCCCAGCCACUCUAUUUCCUGUUGUUGGAGUGGGCCUCGGGGUGCAUCUCAGCCUGGCAAAAGGGACUCAUUUCCUGUGUCCUGCCUUCUGAGCCAAGGGGGAGAGCCAGGCAGAGCUCAAAUGGAAACCUAUUCCAAAGAAUGAGUGCCGAAAGCUUUUGUGUCAGAAGCAUUAUGUAAAGUUGUCUUAAAUAUGCAACAGAAAUAUAUCUAUAUCUCUA